Messenger RNA from Ochotona princeps (American pika), 1385 nucleotides. It is a transcript of the gene HOXA6, whose product is annotated as homeobox A6. The record is from RefSeq and is a predicted model, not a curated record. Gene Ontology annotation, biological process: regulation of transcription by RNA polymerase II; anterior/posterior pattern specification. Lineage: Eukaryota; Metazoa; Chordata; Mammalia; Lagomorpha; Ochotonidae. Gene Ontology annotation, cellular component: nucleus. Bases 678 to 1385 code for a protein of 235 amino acids. Gene Ontology annotation, molecular function: DNA-binding transcription factor activity, RNA polymerase II-specific; RNA polymerase II cis-regulatory region sequence-specific DNA binding. The transcript is spliced from 2 exons.
AGGGGAAAGGCGGAACAAGGGGGCACACGAAUGCAAUGCGUGGCAUGGAGGCCUGCGUUCCCAGAUCCCCCGCUCCCACGCAAGCACCCGCACCUACGAAUAGGGCAGCGCAGCGCAGAAGCAAGCCAAGCCAGGGGAUCUGGCCUGGAGGUCAGGCAGGCAGGGAGCCCCGCCGCCCUCGGACCCGGUCGGAUCACCGCCCCUCCUGGCGCGGGGCUGGCAGGUUUCCCGUUUGGUGGCCAAGAGUUGUAGGGGGAACCGGCAAGAUCAAGCAGACACAAAGGGGAGCAGGCCCGAUGGGGCCUUCUCGGAGCGGCCUGGGCGCCGGUGCCCCCUGCCAGGGGCUGUCCUGCGGGGGCCCUGCCGGGGUGUGUGCCCGCCGCCGGCGUCCGGGAGGGGAGCCGGGCCGGCUGGCUGUGCGCGCCCAUCAAUCUGCCGGGCGGGCGCGCGGGCGGGCUGGGGGCUGUUUGUAACUUUGCUGCCUCGGUCGCCGCGGUCCCGGGGGAGCGGGCUCCGGCGCUCGCUCCCAUUGGCCGCCGCCGCGUCAGCUGGUGCGAUUUGCUGCUGUCGCUUUUGGCGUUCGGCCAUCCAGAAACAAACCAGUUCGAUGACUACUAAUAGUUAUAGCCAGAUGUACUAAUACACAACAAAUCACAGUCCUGCAGAGGGGCGCGCAAAUGAGUUCCUAUUUUGUGAAUCCCACUUUUCCCGGGAGCCUGCCCAGCGGCCAGGAGUCCUUCUUGGGCCAGCUGCCCCUCUACCCGGCCAGCUAUGACGCGCUGAGGCCCUUCCCGGCCUCGUAUGGGGCAUCUAGCCUCCCGGACAAGACGUACACCUCACCUUGUUUCUACCAACAGUCCAACUCGGUCCUGGCCUGCAACCGGGCGUCCUACGAGUACGGGGCCUCGUGCUUCUAUUCUGAAAAGGACCUCGGUGGUGCCUCGCCCUCGGGCAGUGGCAAACAGAGGGGCCCUGGGGACUACCUGCACUUUUCUCCCGACCAGCAGUACAAACCCGACAGCAGCAGCGGCGGCGUGCAGGGCAAGGCCCUCCACGACCCGGGCGCAGACCGGAAGUACUCGAGCCCCGUGUACCCCUGGAUGCAGCGGAUGAACUCCUGCGCUGGUGCGGUGUACGGGAGCCACGGGCGCAGAGGCCGCCAGACCUAUACGCGCUACCAGACGCUGGAGCUGGAGAAGGAGUUCCACUUCAACCGCUACCUGACGCGCCGCCGCCGCAUCGAGAUCGCCAAUGCGCUCUGCCUCACAGAGCGCCAGAUCAAGAUCUGGUUCCAGAACCGGAGAAUGAAGUGGAAGAAAGAAAAUAAACUCAUCAAUUCCACGCAGCCCAACGGGGAGGACUCGGAGGCCAAGGCGGGCGAGUAG